Ostertagia ostertagi is the source of this 1071-nucleotide messenger RNA. Lineage: Eukaryota; Metazoa; Nematoda; Chromadorea; Rhabditida; Trichostrongylidae. The record is from the annotation of a GenBank genome assembly.
AUGUUAUGGGCCGAUAUGUCACGGAUAGCAGCCUCGCCUCCUCGUAGGGGAGGGCACACCUCAUCUCGGCAAUAUCCACUUGAUUGCGCCGCGCGAUACCGAAUUGAAGCUUUGGUCAUAUCGGCCCAUAACAUGUGCAAUGCCUUUCUGCGUCUCAUUGCGUCUAGAGUCAUCUCGACAAAGCUGCGGAAUACCGUCGGCCCGUACCGAACAGCGACGAAAGCGCUAACGCCUGGUAAUGGACCUUUAGAGAUCAGUCACCAAUUCUAUAUGGAUGAGCCAAAGGUCUGCAUUUCUAGAUGGGACAAUAUAUCAGAAGCUAAGCAAGCAAUAGAGGAAGUCGCUGGAGAACUAGGACUACAAACGAAUCCUAGUAAUGGUGGUACCGAAGUUAAAUACGCAUUCUCGUGCAUAAUAUCAGGAUCAGGAAAGUUCUGCACGGUGAGAAAACGAACGAGAGCAUUCGACGAAUCUAUACGCAAAGUGCUGGCCGAAACAAAAAUGAGAUAUGGGCACAGCUGCGUUGAGAGACUGAAUGUAAACGAAAAAGAUGGGGAAUUCGUUCUCAAGACGCCCAAAGAAGAAUUGGAACAUACAGUUGUAUACAACUGGUGUUACGUGGCCUUAAGACCAAAGCUCCAAAUUCCCUAUCAACUUUGUGGUAGAAACAGUAACAAGCGAUCAUUCGCAUCCGACUUUUACUCUGUUCUACCAGAGAACAUGUUGGAGAACGAAACUCUCGCUCACGAACGCUGGGCUCGAACACGAUUGCAUGAAUGGAAGCAAAGAGAAGUGGCGAGUAGAGUGAUUGCAAAUAAGGAGAUAGGAAACAUAGAACGUCUGGCUCAAGGAUUCAUUCUUGUGGCCACAGACAGUGUAAAAUUGCUCCAAGGUACUGCAAAGUGUAGGGGCCGCACAAGAAGGCUCGCUACCAACGAAAGGGAGUGCGUCAGGCCAUCGUCAUGGCCGCAUAGUAAUCAGCAAUGCAGACUGCACUGCACUGCUAAAGAAACAGCAGAACACAUAGUAUCUGCAUGCAGCUACUGGCGUACUCAUGGUCAAGUGGCAUGA